AGAACGGCUUCUCCUCCCCCGAGUUGGCAGCACCUCUGACCUCACCCUCUAGUCGUCGACACCAUGACCAGAUCGGAACCAGAUACAUCCAUUGCCGUCGUUGGCGCAGAGUCUGCAAAGAUUGAUUAUGACAAGGUUCAUGCAGAUGAAGUCUCGUCGACCGAAAAGGGUGUCUUCUCGGAAAACGAGCUGGAUGGUAUUCAUGACGAUUUGGAAUUCCCAACGGAGGAGGAAAUCAACACCCUUCGACGAGUGUCUGAUACUAUUCCUUGGAGUGCCUACCUAAUUGCCAUCGUAGAGAUAGCGGAACGAUUCUCGUUCUACGGAUCUACUGUCGUUUUCACCAAUUUUAUUCAGCAACCUCUGCCAGAGGGAUCCCAUACGGGAGCGGCAGGCGCUGGUGGUGUUUCGGGCGCAUUGGGACGCGAACAGAGAGUGGCCUUCAGCCUCACGACAUUUUACCGAUUUUGGUGCUAUGUCACCCCGCUACUCGGCGCAUACAUCGCAGACUCCUACUGGGGCCGGUACAAGACAAUCUGUGUCGCUGUAGCGGUCGCUCUCUUUGGUCAUGUAAUCCUAAUCAUUUCAUCUGUGCCUGGCGUCAUCGAACAUAGUAGUGGUGCCAUGGCUGCCUUCAUUAUCGGGAUGAUUAUUAUGGGCUUAGGGACUGGCUUGUUCAAGGCGAACAUAUCUCCUUUGAUUGCGGAGCAAUACAAGAGGACGAAGCUUUUUGUUAUCACUACCAACAAAGGCGAAAGGGUUAUUGUCGAUCCUUCUUUUACAGUAUCUCGAGUGUACUUGUAUUUUUACAUGUUCAUCAACAUCGGCGCAUUGGUUGGACAAAUUUGCAUGUCAUACACAGAGCUGUAUGUUGGCUUCUAUCUAGCCUUCACGCUACCCACAAUUGUAUUUUUACUCUGCCCAAUCGUUCUCUGGUACGGACGGAACCGAUACACACGAUCACCUCCUACUGGUUCCGUCCUGGCGACUUCUCUCCGCAUUCUUAGAUUAGCUCUGAGGGGCAAGUUUAGUCUGAAUCCUGUAACGAUGUGGAAGAACCUGAACGCGCCAGACUUUUGGGACGGUGCAAAGCCCAGCAACCAAAAAGGGACACUUCCAAAAUGGAUGAUAUUUGACGAUCAAUGGGUCGAUGAAGUCUCUCGUGGCUUUAAGGCCUGCGCGGUGUUCUUAUGGUACCCACUGUAUUGGCUCUGUUAUAAUCAGCUCGAUAACAACUUGACCUCUCAGGCGGCCGUUAUGACACGACAUGGUGUUCCUAACGAUGUUUUAUCAAACCUCAAUCCUUUGUCGUUGAUCAUUUUCAUCCCUAUUUUUGAUUUCGUCAUAUAUCCCACUCUCGCUUACCUCGGUAUUCGUUUUACCGCUCUCAAGAGGGUGACGCUAGGUUUCUUCUUCGCCUCCUCAGCAAUGGUCUGGGCUGCUGUCGUUCAGCACUAUAUCUACCAAACCAACCCUUGUGGCUACUACGCUGCUACUUGUGACGAAACUUCGACCCUAAAUGUCUGGAUUCAAAGUGGAUCAUAUGUUCUUAUCGGGAUUAGUGAAAUAUUUGCAUCUAUCACAGGCCUCGAAUAUUCUUUCACCAAAGCUCCCAAGAAUAUGCGCUCCCUGGUCAUGUCUGUAUUCCUGUUCACGUCUGCACUGGCAUCAGCUCUAGGCCAAGCGUUUACGCCUUUGGCUGAAGAUCCUCUAUUGGUGUGGAACUAUGGCACUGUAGGAGUCAUUGCCGCGGUCUCGGGGAUCUUUGUUUGGUUGUCUGUGCGUUCUUUGGAUGCUAAGGAGGAUGAGCUGAAUAAUCUGUCCGAGGGCCAUAUGGGCGAGAAGUUGUAGUCAUUUUCUGUAAACUACACUGGUUCGGCUUGGAUGCACGCGACGUUCUUACGAUGAGACGUAGCUACGUUUUUCUAUGUUCACGGAGCCCU
This is a messenger RNA of Desarmillaria tabescens, 1943 nucleotides long. RefSeq names its product PTR2-domain-containing protein. The record is from RefSeq and is a predicted model, not a curated record. Gene Ontology annotation, molecular function: transmembrane transporter activity. Lineage: Eukaryota; Fungi; Basidiomycota; Agaricomycetes; Agaricales; Physalacriaceae. Gene Ontology annotation, biological process: transmembrane transport; oligopeptide transport. Bases 64 to 1851 code for a protein of 595 amino acids. Gene Ontology annotation, cellular component: membrane. The transcript has 13 exons.